CCGGAGCAGCAGCCGCUGCCGGCCAUGAGCCAGCCCUCCACCCUCAUGUCGGAAGAUCACGUGCGCUGCCUGGCGGCAGCGGUACCAGCGCGGUACCGCCAGUCCCGCUGGGCCCUGCUCUACUCCACGGCACGGGAUGGCAUCAGCUUGCAGACGCUGCUGCGCAACGCUGCCCGCAAGGCGCCCACCGUGCUGGUGGUGCGCGACUUUGACAGGCACGUGUUUGGGGCGUACUGCUCCGAGGCGUGGCGGCUGGACAAGCGCUUUUUCGGCACAGGCGAGACGUUUGUGUUCCAGCUGGAGCCACGGCCUGCUGCCUGGUACUGGUGGUGGCGGCGCAUGGCCAAAGAGCCAAACGACUACUUCCAAUGGGGCAGCGCAGAUGCCAUCGCGGUCGGCGGCUCCGGCGGGUAUGCGCUGUGGCUGGAUGCAGACCUGGCCUCCGGCCUCAGCCGCAACAGCACCACCUUUGGCAACGACAGCCUGGCGGGGAGCCAGGAGUUUCGGGUGGGCGCGGUGGAGCUUUGGGGCCUCAGCUGA
Messenger RNA from Chlorella variabilis, 540 nucleotides. RefSeq lists its product as hypothetical. The annotation marks the transcript as partial. The record is from RefSeq and is a predicted model, not a curated record. NCBI's taxonomy places the organism in Eukaryota, Viridiplantae, Chlorophyta, Trebouxiophyceae, Chlorellales, Chlorellaceae. The transcript is spliced from 4 exons.